Messenger RNA from Zea mays, 1832 nucleotides. RefSeq names its product CBL-interacting protein kinase 30. The transcript has 2 exons. Gene Ontology annotation, molecular function: ATP binding; protein serine/threonine kinase activity. Gene Ontology annotation, biological process: signal transduction; protein phosphorylation. The record is from RefSeq and is a predicted model, not a curated record. Bases 149 to 1627 code for a protein of 492 amino acids. Lineage: Eukaryota; Viridiplantae; Streptophyta; Magnoliopsida; Poales; Poaceae.
CCCACCCAACAUAUCAAACCCCAACCUAUCUUGCCAAUGGCGGUCAUCCACCAUCUCAACCGCUACUCAGAGGGACACUGUCUCGGCCCGGCCAAUUGCCCGGCCGGACCUUCGCCCAUGAUCACAGGGAGAACAUCCUUUGCUUCCCAUGGCCAUGAAGAAGAACCAAGACUCCCAGUUGGUCAUGGGCCGGUACAGGCUGGGCCAACUCCUCGGCAGCGGCAACUUCGCUAAGGUGUACAAGGCCCAUAAGGUGGCCACCGGCGAGGCUGUGGCCGUCAAGGUGCUGGACAAGGAUGCUGUGCACCGCUCCGGCAUGGCGGAGAAGGUGAAGACCGAGGUCGACGUGAUGCGGCGCGUGCGCCACCCGAACGUCGUCCGCCUCCACGAGAUGAUGGCCACGCGGUCCAAGAUCUACUUCGUCAUGGAAUACGCCAGCGGCGGGGAGCUCUUCGCGCGCCUCGCCCAGAGCACGCGGUUCCCGGAGCCCGUGGCGCGCCGCUACUUCCAGCAGCUGAUGACGGCCGUCGAGUUCUGCCACAGCCGCGGCGUGUACCACCGCGACCUCAAGCCUGAGAACCUCCUCCUUGACGCGCGCGGCGACCUCAAGGUCUCCGACUUUGGGCUCAGCGCGCUGCAGGACGGCCGUGGCGGCCGCCAGCUGCGCGGUGACGGCCUCCUGCACACCGCGUGCGGCACGCCGGCGUAUGUCGCCCCCGAGGUUCUCUUGAAGACUGGCUACGACGGCGCCAAGGCGGACAUCUGGUCAUGUGGCGUGAUCCUCUUCGUGCUCCUGGCAGGCUACCUCCCGUUCAACGACACCAACCUGAUACUGGUGUACCGGAAGAUCACACAGAGCAACUACAAGUGCCCACCGUGGUUCUCUGUCGAGGCGCGCAAGCUCCUCGCCAGGCUGCUAGACCCCAACCCCAGGACUAGGAUCACCAUCUCAAAGGUCACGGCAAAUCCAUGGUUCCAGAAAGGACUCUGCCCUCUCACCACCGACAAGCCCCUCGACUUGUGGGAGACCUCCGAGGUGCUCGGCAAGGAAAAAGCCUGCAGGUGCCGCCACCACCAGCGCGACGACGCCGACGCCGACGCCGACGCCGACGACGAGGAGAACACCAGGAAGAGGAAGCGGUCGAAGGUGACGGUGUCUUCACCACCGACCGUUGCCGUGAGGCCUUCGAGCAUGAACGCCUUUGACAUCAUCUCCCGAUCGAGCGGGCUGGACCUGUCCAAGAUGUUUGACGAGGAGCACAGGUCAGAGGCACGGUUCUCUUCCAGAGAAUCCACGGCGGCGAUCAUGUCCAAGCUGGAGGAGAUCGCUGAGACGCGGAAUCUCGACAUCAAGCUAAACAAGAGGGGCAGGGUCGAGAUGGAGGGCGGUCAGUACUGUCGGAGAGGCACGCUUGUCAUCGAGGCAGAGAUCUUCGAGGUGGCGCCAUCGGUGCGCGUGGUGGAGAUGAGGAAGAUUGGCGGUGACUCGCCCGAGUUCCGAGAGUUCUACAGGCAGGAACUGAAGCCAUCGUUAGGUGACAUUGUAUGGUCGUGGCAGGGCAGUGAUUCGCCUCCUACUCCCUUGCUGCCGCCGGCGCUGAGGCAGGCAACCAACCAACGUCCAUGAUUUCCUCUGCAUAAAAAAAUUUGCAGUGGAAUUUUGGCACUUAUGGUUCACUAAAAACAUGAUGUUAAACAUAUUGUUACUAUUAAGGGUGGCUGGCAAAUGAUUUGUCACUGUCAUAGGGACGCUGUACUAGUAGCAUAACAUUUGUGAUAAUAUAUCAUCACGGGCUCAUAAUAGAUAUGACAAUGAAAAUGAUUUUUAUUGA